UGACUUGGUAGCAUAGACGCACGUACCGUGAUUCAGUAACGUGUAACUAGUGGGAUUGCGAUCGGGAGGACGCCGGACUUGUGCCCAGCACGCUCCUCCAGGCUGCUCCUCUUCGACGAGGAUAAAACUAUCGAGCGGUGAGAGGGCACGACGAGGAUGAGAUUACGAUAAGAAGACGUAGCACGAGUUGUAUACCCUCCUCGGGGCACUAGAAUGGAAAAAGGAGGAAGACUAGGAGAGACGAAGAGGACGUGGAUACUGGGUCCUUCCGUAUGAGCGCACGUUCGUGAAACAGCAAGCCGAAAGGAGUUAGGAGAGAAAGAGAAGAGAACGUUAAGCCGUGCAUACCGUGGCACGACUACCCGAGGAGUAUCAGAAGAGGUAGGAAAUACGGGCUCGAACGGUAGGUGCAACGAGGACAAAGAAACGGUGACGAUGGCUUGGUGUGGGCGCGUGUCUGGCAGCUGCCGCUUACAGGUGGUGUGCUUGCUUGGGAACCAACCUCUACGGACCGUUCCCACGGAAGGCCUGUCCCCCACUAGGGACCCUGACAGCAGCCCCUCGCCCCACCCUGCCGAUGGGUCCUUGACUAUAUAAACUACAGCCUCGCCCGACCAGCCACCACAAUCACUGUGAUCGUUCACGAAGUUCGAACGGGAGACGCGUCGGAGAUACCAGUUUUUCGAUACCUUUCCCGUAGAAUCGACCGAAUAAUCAUUUGCUAAAAAAACUCGUUGUGUGACAUCAGAGAUAAUAAUUAGUUGGACAAGAAGUGUGAUAUCGCGAUAAGCGAAUCAGUGCGACGUUAGUUAAUCGGUGUGUGAAGCAACCCCUCGACGAAAGGAUUAAUCAAUCAUGCAGAUGCACGAACAGAUUAUGAUGGUUGAUGGACAGGAGCAACCGAUCUCCAGGACUUAUCAAUAUAGAAAGGUGAUGAAACCUAUGCUGGAACGCAAACGCCGAGCACGAAUCAACCGGUGCUUGGACGAGCUGAAGGACCUGAUGGUCACAGCGUUGGCCGGCGACGGCGAGAACGUGGCCAAGUUAGAAAAAGCCGACAUUUUGGAAUUGACUGUGCGUCAUCUUCAUAAGCUCCAAAGACAACAACGUCUUUCGGCGAAUCCGGUGAUCGACGCGGAUCGAUUCAGAGCCGGGUAUACGCAUUGUGCCAACGAGGUUAGCCGCUGCCUGGCCGCCACUCCGGGCGUCGACGUUGCCUUGGGGACCAAAUUGAUGACCCACUUGGGUCACAAGCUGAAUUCCAUGGACAAAACUGGCCCCCUAACGAUACACGUGGCCGCGCCGCAAUCUUCGCCGUCUUCGAGCAGCGAGCUCAGCUCCGACGAAUACUCGAUGCCCCUCACUCCGGCUUCCAGCCAACCGUCUCCAGUUAGAAUCGACAUCGAAGGCAUCUCGCAAAAUCAUCAAGGUCUUCUGCAGGUUGCCAAACCCAACGAGCCGAUCUGGAGACCGUGGUAAACAAGAGGACGAACGAUCUCAACGGGCAAAGCUCAUCGUAGACUCGGUUAACCGUGUUCUCGAUAGAAAGCAAUCGGACCCUCGCUCACGGAGAAACGAAAUUACCGUGGCUGAAUCUUAAGAGGAGUCCAUUAUGCGAAAAACCAUUAUCGGUAUUGCAAUUUUGUCUGUGAUUUGAGCGAAUAAUUCGCGCGCCUUCGAAGCAAGUCGUGACGGAAUGGAAACUUUGGCUCCUCUUCGUGGAAUCCUUGUCUUCUAAAAUUAACGACGGUGAAACAUAUCAUUUCCCGUAAUAUGUGCAAAUACAGAUUCCUGAAGGAACGAGGAUCGAGGAGACGAAGACGAAGAAAAGAAAUAGACUUAAGACUUUCUAUUUGCUCAAGACACUUUGGAGUGAGGCGAAAAGUAGGAGGAUUAUCGAAAUAUCUUCCUUUUUGUAAUAUCGUCUUACGGAUAGAUUUUGUAUGUUUACUAAUUGAAACGUAAUGACGUGCCCGCGUUAGCGGCUAGAGCUUUAAUUUACUUGACAGUUAGAAUUUUCUAUUGUUUAUUUCAUACUUUUAUCGAGAAUAUUUUUAUUUUGCCCAUUUUGGCGCGAGAACAAUCGGGCAACUCGACAUGUCGAUUAUAUAUAUGUUUCAUCGCGUCGAUUACGUCACAAUUUCGCGUAUACAUCGACUUGAGAAAGAUUCAUUCUCGCGCUAAAAACGUUGUUAUGUGUGUGUUAACUCAGCCUGUUGUAUUAAUUUUUGUGUUUAACGAUCAAUUGGAAAUUUUGAUUCUCGUCGAUAAUCAUUACUUAUCAACACAAGAAAAUAGCUGAGUAGAGAAUCUUGUGAUAGAGAAACGUGUACCUGUGAUAUUUACUCUAGAUGUAAAAAAAUUCUAGAUCUUUAAUAAAUAUAUAUUUCAUUGAAAA
This is a messenger RNA of Bombus terrestris (buff-tailed bumblebee), 2398 nucleotides long. RefSeq names its product enhancer of split m7 protein. The transcript is spliced from 3 exons. Bases 856 to 1479 code for a protein of 207 amino acids. Gene Ontology annotation, molecular function: DNA-binding transcription factor activity, RNA polymerase II-specific; RNA polymerase II cis-regulatory region sequence-specific DNA binding; protein dimerization activity. Lineage: Eukaryota; Metazoa; Arthropoda; Insecta; Hymenoptera; Apidae. Gene Ontology annotation, cellular component: nucleus. Gene Ontology annotation, biological process: anterior/posterior pattern specification; regulation of transcription by RNA polymerase II; regulation of neurogenesis. The record is from RefSeq and is a predicted model, not a curated record.